UGCUUCCGUUGCUCCCGCUGCUCCCGCGCCCAUCAUCACAUGGCCGAAGACGAGUAUACCGAUGACGAACUGGACGACCUCUCCGCAGACCAACUGCUCGAGAUCGAGACCCUGGCCUUUACCGCCACCCAGCAGCCCACCGUCUCGCCUCAUUCAACGCCGCCCUCCGAUCAUGGCGACCAAGUGAUCAAGAUCGAAGAACAACCUGCGAGUGCUGUUUACAAUGGCCUUCAACAGACUCAGACUCAAACUGCGCCGCACCCCGACCACAGCGGCCAAGUGACCAGUCUCGACGAACAGUCUGCGAGUGCUGUUCACAAUGGCCCACAACAAACUCAGACUCAGACUACACAGCCGCCACGGGCUCUUCCGCUCCGCGGGUCCCUGGACACCAUGAGCGUAGAAGAUUUGCAGGCACGCGUCGAACGGAUUGAGAGUGAUUUUCGCGAACUGUCGACCGCAUACGAAAAGAGUAAUGGCGCAGUUGGCGUCCUUCGAUCCAAGCAUACCAGUUUGACGAAGCAGUUUGAGCAUAGAAUUCUCAUGUUGAACAAGGAACGCAACGAACUCGUUGCCAAGCAAAAGGCCGAGCUUGCUGCCUGCAAACACAAGGAAGAACAGUCUAGAACGAACAAUCUCUUCAUGGAACAGGACAUUGUACGCGAAGCUGGCCGGCCGAAACAAUCUCGUAGGGUCCAGAAGGACAACGCUGGCAAAACGGUGCGAGGAACGGCUGCCACCACCCCGAAAAAGAAUCGGACUGCCCAAUUUGGCGAUGGUUUUGCUUCUGAUGAUGUUGUUAUGGUAUCGCCCAGCAAGGCGCGGCACAGAUCGAAGCCGUCAACGCCAAAGCAUGGAGCAAAGAGGAAACGCACGGCUGGAGAAGCUAGUCCAAGCAGAACUCUUCCCUUGAGCGAGCCGGCAGAGCCAGUCCAGAUCAAUGAUCCCAUGAGCAUAGACCUGCCGGAGGAUACCUACGGCGCGUUCCUAGAAAACGUAGCAAAAGAUGAUGAUAAGUUCAAGUUCCUUCAAAGGCUUAUGAGGCACCGGCCGUUCGGACAGAGAGAGACAACCUUCGAGGCGUUGACGAAAUAUGCACUUCCUUCCGAGCCCACCCGUUUGCUGUCAUCGACUGUUUAUGACAACUUGGCACGCUAUCGCGGUGAUGCCGAGGGGUUUGCGAUGCAUUAUUGUCAUGUUCUUGUGUCGCUGUGGCAAGAUUGCUUGCGAGAAAGGUACUUUGCGCCGGUGCGCUUCUUUCUCGACAGUCUGCAGUUUGUCCUGGCAUUCUUGCCUCUCGAAAAGACAGCAUCCUUAGCAGAGGAAGUGGUCCCUGUGGUGCAGAGCACUGCCGACCCAGUGUUGCCUCCUGAGGGAGAAGCCGUGAAAGACUCGUUGAUGCUCAAGAACCUCGAUGUCCAGAAUCUCGAUGUCCAGGACCUCGACAUCCUGAACCUCGACGCCGGCCCCCAGAGCGAGCUGCGCAAGAACAUUGACUUGCUAGAAAGCAUUUCCUUACUACUCACAAUCGCGCGCAGCUGCGUCGGCUCGUACGAGGCGAAGGCGCUUUUCUGGCAAAAGAUGAACGAACACGUUUGUUUAAUAACGCUGUGGACAACUCAGCCGCUCCCCGUAAUCCAGGCAACGCUCCAGCUUCUCAGCACGAGCCCCACAGACACGACCUUCGGUGCCAUCAUCGCCCACGCAGACCCCGAAAAAGCCGCCAAAAAGCAAAGUGAACAAGAAAACGAGCUCAUCAACCGGUUGAUCACUCUCCUCCGGCACCCGCCUACCGCCCCCUCCUCCAACUCCAGCACCAGCACUAGCAGCGCCCCGUACUCGGCAACGACAAUCGCGGACCUGCGCCUCUCGACCUUGCAAGCCCUGACAUCUCUCCUCCCGCACAAACACGGCGUCGUCCUUCUCGCGAAACACCCCGCCUUUCUAGGUAACCUCCUCCACAUGCUCAACUCCACCAUCGCUACCCUCUACUCCACCGCGCCGCACACGCCGCUGCACAGCGCCCUCACGCGCGUCAUUAACAUUGCGUGCCGCCUUGCCCACGCCGUGCUAUGUACGUAUCCGGAGGCCGCGGACCGACGUUCGCUCCUGGCGGCGGUGCCGGGCGCGGGCCACGCACACUUGGUCGGGUUGACGCGGCUGGCGUUUGCGGAGGAGAAGGGUGCGCUGGAGCGGGGCUGGGAGGACGAAGUUGUGAAUAUGGCGCAUGCGCUUUUGGACGAGUAUUUGAGCCCUGAUGAAGGUGAUGCGCUGAUGCGGGUUUUUGGGAGCGGGAAGAGUGCGUAGAGGUGAGGAAGGUAGGUCUGGUGGGGUGAUGGAUGGGUGGAUGAGCGGGACACAAAGUCCGACUGUCGCCUUUGGCUGGUCAGCUGGCUGGCUGGCUGGUCUGAGACUAUGACGGACGGUUCUAUCUAAAGAACUAACUAGGGGG
Molecule: messenger RNA, 2452 nt
Organism: Aplosporella prunicola CBS 121167
Lineage: Eukaryota; Fungi; Ascomycota; Dothideomycetes; Botryosphaeriales; Aplosporellaceae
Exons: 4
Coding region: 40-2307 (755 amino acids)
Source: RefSeq, a predicted model, not a curated record